Molecule: messenger RNA, 1303 nt
Organism: Danio aesculapii
Lineage: Eukaryota; Metazoa; Chordata; Actinopteri; Cypriniformes; Danionidae
Gene: kcnk17
Product: potassium channel, subfamily K, member 17
Exons: 5
Coding region: 105-1004 (299 amino acids)
Biological process (GO): potassium ion transmembrane transport; stabilization of membrane potential
Cellular component (GO): membrane
Molecular function (GO): potassium ion leak channel activity
Source: RefSeq, a predicted model, not a curated record
CAUUACACAGUGGGUGAUUUGCCUGUCGUGUAAACAGAGUAAAUCCACACCCAGUAGCACGAUCCUGCAUCGGCAGACAGGAGAGCCAGGACACCAAAGGCACCAUGCUCUCCAUGUUUUCAGGAAAGUUAUGUCAGUUUCUCAGUGUAACUCGGUUACCUUCUAUCCUUUUCCUUGGAGUUUUUUACGUAGCUUAUGUUCUUGUUGGAGGGCUGGUGUUCUGGAAGCUAGAAGGAUGGUAUGUGUUGCAACAGAUUGCUCUUUUGAAAGAGAAAAGACUGGAGCUACUUGAGAAGUACCCUUGUCUGGGUCAAAAUGGCCUCAGUGAACUAGCACAGAUGAUCAAAUCUGCUUCCCUGAGUGGCUUGAGUCCUGACAGUAAUGACACUGCAGAUGGCCUCUGGAAAUUUACCAGUUCAUCUGUGUUUGCGGCGACAGUGGUCACAACUAUUGGCUAUGGGAAUAUAGUUCCACUGACAACAGCUGGUCAAAUAUUCUGUGUGAUGUUUGCUCUUUUUGGCAUUCCUCUGAACGUAGUAGUCUUGAACAGAGUUGGGAAAUACAUGCUGGCAAUUGAAAGACAUUUUUGCAAUUUUCUGGAGAAAAAAAUUGACAGAGGGAAAUGUGUACGGAUAUCCAUUCAUAGUAUAUCCUUUGUGAGUUCAGCGUUCUUGUACCUUGUGGUUCCUAUGCUGCUCUUUAAAGAGUAUGAGGGAUGGAGUUAUGCUGAAGCCAUUUAUUACUGCUUCAUAACACUCAGCACUAUUGGAUUUGGAGAUUAUGUGGCAGAUCACAACCCAGCAAUAAAUUACCCUGAGUGGUACAGCUGUUUGAUGGCUGUCUGGAUAUUCUUCGGCCUGGCUUGGCUUGCUCUUCUGGUCAAUCACUCUAUUGAUUUACUGGAAAGUCUGAACGCUUACCUGAGAGGAAGGCAGAAUGGACAGUCACAAAUGAAUGAGACUGAAGAAAAGCCAGACAAAGGACUGAAAGGGGAAGAAACAUGAGAAGUAGGUUACGGAAAAAGGAAAACAUCUGAUGGACGAUUAGUACUGGAACUAUCGAUGAAUUGAAUGGUUUAAAUAAUUGACUUGACCCCAAAAUGACUAGUAACAUUCUGAGAAAUCAGCUAAAUAAAUUGCAAACAGAGUUUACGCUUUACACAGUCAUGAAAUUGAAUCAAUUGUUUGGCUAAACAUUUUUGGUUCGCACCACAAAUCCCCAUAAAUCUCACAAUAGGGAAAGAAGUUUGGUGUUGUAUAUACUUUUUAUUACUCACAGUAAUAAUUUUAUAUAUUUAAAUAUU